UUUAUUUUUUAGAAAUUGUGUCUUUUCUGAUAUUAAUCAAAUAAGAAGAUGAGCAAUAAAAUUAUUACAGUAGAGUGGAGUUUAACUUAAAUUGAGUGUCGCAUGAAGAGCGCUCAUUGGUCAUCUUGAGUGCGCUGGCGCACGAGCCAUUCGCGUGCGGCUCCUCCGUUUCUAUAAAUAGAUCCAGAGGCGCUGUUGGCUCAGUGUCACUUUGGCCAGCGACGGACGUUUGUCACAGUCAAACUGCUCGGAGCUUUGCCAGGGGAAGGCGGGACACGCUUUGCACUUGUCUUUUUUUUUUUUUUUUUACUCUCCCCCCUCCUCGAGUGGAAGGGGUACAUGUGAAGAUGCCGGCCGGUACUUUGGAACGAACAUCUUCAUCCGCGCCCAGUGAGAACUCCACUGUGGAAAGUACACGGAGUCAGAUGACGGGCAGAAAAUCUUCCAAACCUAUUAUGGAAAAGCGGAGACGCGCGCGCAUCAACGAGAGUCUCGGCCAUCUGAAGACUCUCAUCUUGGACGCACUCAAGAAAGAUAGCUCCAGACAUUCCAAACUAGAGAAGGCAGAUAUCCUGGAAAUGACCGUGAAGCACCUCAGGAACCUGCAACGAUUUCAGAUGACAGCUGUUGUGACCACGGACUCAUCCGUCCUGGGUAAAUACCGGGCCGGUUUCAGCGAGUGUGUCGGCGAGGUCACCCGUUACCUCUCCACGUGUGAUGAGGUCAACUCCGAAGCAAGGACCCGCCUACUCAGCCACCUGGCCGCCCGUGUCUCCCAAAUGAACGCCGUCAACUUCUACACGCCUCACUCGGGCCCGCUGGGACAAACUGGCAUUAAUGCCCUUCAGGGACCUUGUAAAAGCAUCUCACCCGCUGACACCAUGAAACUCCACAGCAGCUAUCAGGUGGUCCCAACUCCUGAUGGACAUUUUGCUUUUCUUGUUCCCAGCGCAGCUCUCACACCUUUGAGUGCACAGAGUGGUCAAUACAUGUCUCCCGGUGCACCUCCACUCACUUCAGACUCUGUGUGGAGACCCUGGUAGGGAAAAUUAGGAAGGGAAAACGGGACUAUCACAUGAUUUGACUUGAUUUUUUUAUACUUCGUAUAAAGGUAUUGGAGAGAAUAUUGUUUUAUAUAUUUUUUUCCCGAAAGAAAGGGAACUGACUUGAUGUCAUAAUGUCAGUGUUUCCCCAACUU
Syngnathus acus (greater pipefish) is the source of this 1198-nucleotide messenger RNA. RefSeq names its product transcription factor HES-1-like. Gene Ontology annotation, molecular function: DNA-binding transcription factor activity, RNA polymerase II-specific; RNA polymerase II cis-regulatory region sequence-specific DNA binding; protein dimerization activity. Gene Ontology annotation, biological process: regulation of neurogenesis; anterior/posterior pattern specification; regulation of transcription by RNA polymerase II. Bases 348 to 1043 code for a protein of 231 amino acids. The transcript has 4 exons. NCBI's taxonomy places the organism in Eukaryota, Metazoa, Chordata, Actinopteri, Syngnathiformes, Syngnathidae. The record is from RefSeq and is a predicted model, not a curated record. Gene Ontology annotation, cellular component: nucleus.